Molecule: messenger RNA, 1814 nt
Organism: Brachypodium distachyon (stiff brome)
Lineage: Eukaryota; Viridiplantae; Streptophyta; Magnoliopsida; Poales; Poaceae
Product: dolichyl-diphosphooligosaccharide--protein glycosyltransferase subunit 1B
Exons: 8
Coding region: 95-1537 (480 amino acids)
Cellular component (GO): membrane; oligosaccharyltransferase complex
Source: RefSeq, a predicted model, not a curated record
ACGACUUGUAUACCACGAAAAAAGGAACCCGGGGCCGCCGGCGAAACAGAGAUCUCAUCGGAGAGAUCUGAGAGCGGAGGCGACGAGCGGUACCAUGGCGCCGUCCCUCCAUUCCCUGCCCACCACCGUGUUCCUCCUCAUCCUCGCCGUGGCCGUCGCCUCUGCCGCCGCCGCCGCCUCGCCCUCCUCGCCGCCGGGGGAGGACGGGAUCCGAGUCGUCGCCGCCGAGAAAAGGAUCGACCUGACCGGUCCCAUUGUGAAAGUAUUCCUCACAUUGAAGGUCCAGAAUGCAGCCUCUGCCUCUGAAGCAUCCUAUGUUCUUCUCGCGUUCACGCCCACAGAGGUCCAGCAUCUCGCCAUUGUCAAGGCCACCAGAGCUGAGGGGAAGCGCAAGAAGAAGACAUACGUGCCCCUCCCCGUAGAACCCUCUCAUCUUGCCGAUGCUCCAAAUGGCGCUAGCCUCUAUGCAAUUUUGCUGAGCACUCCGUUGAAACCUGCUGAGACGACCACCCUGGAACUUUUUUACGUGCUGACACACUCUCUGGAGCCCUUCCCGGCAGAGAUCACCCAGUCGGAGUCCCAGCUGGUUUACUACCGUGACAGCGCGGUCAUUCUCUCACCGUACCAUGUUCUAGAGCAGGCCACCUACAUAAAAAUGCCAAGCAAUAGGGUGGAGUCCUUCACCAGAGUCGACCCUACCAGUCGGUCGGGUCCUGAGGUGAAAUACGGCACAUACAGUAACCAGCUUCCAAACUCAUACUUGCCGAUACUUGUGCAUUUUGAGAACAACCAUCCAUUUGCUGUUGUUGAGGAACUUGUUCGUAAGGUUGAGAUUUCUCACUGGGGGAAUGUCCAGAUCACUGAACAGUAUAAAUUGAGACAUGGCGGAGCUCGGCACAAAGGAGUCUUUUCAAGGCUUGAGUACCAGUCUAGGCAAUCUAUCAGUGGUGCAUCAUCAUUUAAGAAUCUUCUUGCACGAUUGCCUCCUCGAGUUCAUUCAGUUUACUAUCGUGAUGAGAUUGGUAACAUCUCCUCGUCCCAUCUGCGUAGUGAUUCAUACAAGUCAGAACUAGAAUUUGAGCCCAGAUAUCCGCUAUUUGGUGGUUGGCACUGCACAUUCACCAUUGGCUAUGGUAUGCCGUUGCAAGAUUUCCUGUUUCAAGCAGAUGAUGGCCGACGCUACGCUAACCUUACUUUUGGAUGCCCUCUAUUGGAUACUGUGGUUGAUGAUCUUACUAUCAAGGUCGUGCUUCCUGAGGGAUCGAAAAGUCCAGAAGCUGUAGUUCCUUUCCUGACCGAGCAACAUCUUGAGACUAGUUAUUCAUACCUCGACGUUGUUGGAAGGACGACAGUGGUGAUAAAGAAGAAGAAUGUCGUAGGAGAGCACAAUGUUCCUUUCCAGGUGUACUACGAAUUCAAUCCAAUGUUCAUGCUGGCGGAACCGUUGAUGCUGAUAUCGGCACUGCUGUUCCUGUUUGUUACUUGCAUUGCCUAUCUCCACAUGGAUCUUUCAAUCGGGAAAUCACAGGCCUCUUGAAGUAGCAUACUUUUUGUAGACGAACGCUUGUGCUGCUAACUGUGCUAUCAGCAAUGGAUCGAUGCCUGGUGUAUUAGUUAUUGAGAGUUUUGUAGAACAUACAUGGUGUUGCUCUAGAAAUGAGCUUGUGGUCGAUAGUAUGACUUAAUAAAUAGUAUAGUAGUUUUUUUUUCUGUGGGAUUCAGCUAUUGAGCCCAAAACUGUUUUCAUUUUUACCAAGUGAAGUUGUCAUCUGACCUCAAUCUCAUAGAUUUGGCUUUGGCAUCUUCGUAAAGAA